AUGGUGCGGCGUUUGACGGCAGUCCCUCGGCCACUUCAUGUACGCGAAUGGCAGGACUCUCGAAGCCACAGCGCUGCGGUCUUCGCUUUUCCAUCCAGCUUCUUGUGCGUAGAGGAGCAAAUUGUGAAUCUUCACAAACUAUACAUGAUAUCUAGCAUGCAAUAUAACAGCGUUCUAAGCAUCGCCUUCUCGCCCACUCACCACAGGCCCCUGCAAAUGAAGGAACGUUGCCUCGCCCACUCACCACAGGCCCCUGCAAAUGAAGGAACAUUGCCUCCCCCCAUAGUCGAGCCACGAGACGAGCUGGAGGCGCACACUGAAACACUUGCGCGGACCGAUCUUUGGGAAGUAAUUAGGGAAAUAGACAGGAGGUAUGGUGCCGGUGCGAGCAGUUAG
Molecule: messenger RNA, 396 nt
Organism: Plenodomus lingam JN3
Lineage: Eukaryota; Fungi; Ascomycota; Dothideomycetes; Pleosporales; Leptosphaeriaceae
Source: RefSeq, a predicted model, not a curated record